CACGCCAGAACAGUCAGUAAUACGAUUGCCGUUUAGCAGUCGCUCCAAUGUAAAUUUUACCAUCUUCGGCAACAUGUUCUCCCUGAUCAUAGGAUUUGGAUUUAUAGUGUCAUACGUGAGCUGUGAGCACGAUUACGGCCCUUAUUCCUACCAGCCAAUGAUUUUAACAGACGAUGGGCAUCUGACGAUAAGCAGUGGCUAUAAUGGUAACAUCUCGCUUGUAACACAAGGCGAAGGUGUUAUAUACUUUAACGACAACGAUUUACUAGAUAUAAUUGCACUUGUGAAAAAUGCUACGUUGCACAAUUCGUUUGGUAAAAUACGUAGUUGGAUGGACGUUUUGAAAGGAAUGAACCGAGAUAUUCAGUCUAACAAGAAAAAUUUGUUAUCUCUUUCCAAAUUAUUUGGGAUCAAAGAAAAUGGAACAUACAAACCAUACAUUAAAUCAUCGGCGCUGCAAAAACUGGGACUUUCUUGGGCUCGGAUUAAAUACAAGGGACUAUCGUUAAAAGUUAAAAAUAUGGCGCGGUCAAUGCAAAGAAACAAUUGCCUGAGAAACCAAUGCAAACACGGUGCAACCUGCUUCAGCAUUUACAGAAAAGUGCAAUGCAUCUGUCCAACAAACUGGAAGGGAAAAUUUUGCGAUGUGGACGUUGACGAAUGCGCAGUGUUCAACGGAACAGACCUCGGCUGUCAAAACGGGGCGACUUGUGUAAAUACGGCAGGUUCGUACAAAUGCAACUGUGUAGAUGGCUGGUACGGUCUACACUGUACUACAAAAGAGAACGACUGCGCGAAAGCGAAAUCUGAAGAGUUGUGUGGUCACGGGAUAUGCGUUCAGGAUGGACAUGGACCCUCGUGUAUUUGCGACCAGGGUUGGACAGUGCCUUCCAGCGCAAUCGGUGAUGGCAAGAAACUUCUGAGCUGCACGGAAGAUGUCAACGAAUGCAAUGCAACGGUUCUACCCUGCUCUCAUGAUCCAUUGGUACCUUGUAUAAACACUCCUGGAAGUUUUGAAUGCGGAUCAUGCCCACCAGGUUACAUCGGUAACGGACGUCAGUGCGCUGACGUCGAUGAAUGCCAAACUGACAACGGAGGGUGCAGCACGAAUCCUUUCGUCCAGUGUAUCAAUACAAGAGGUAAUAGUAUCUGUUUGACGUGUCCUCCUGGUUAUUCCGGAGAUGGAAAAUCUUGCGAAUUUACUAACAAUUACUGUGCGAACGACAACGGAGGGUGUCACCGCCUCGCGAAUUGUAGUUUUAAUGCAGGACUAAACAUGGUUACUUGUCAUUGCCCGAGUGGGUAUGUCGGAACGGGUUUGGGGACGAAUGGUUGUAUCGAAGACAGUUCUGCAGUGGACGGCUGCAGCUCGAUGCCUUGUAUGAACAACGGGCGUUGCAGCCCAUUAGACGGUGGAAAUCACACGUGCUUUUGCACCCCGUACUUUUUCGGCGAAAACUGUGAAAAAGCGCACACUUCGUGCACGACAAAUCCAUGCCAAAAUGGAGGAACAUGCGUAGCUACAACUUAUUUCCUAAGAGAUUUUUGGUGUCGAUGUACUCCGGGAUAUUCAGGGGUACUGUGCGACAAGAGAGACACUGAAUGUAUUGGACAUUUUACUGCGCCUGUUGGUAAUUUAACUUGGAGGCCGUCAUUUCACGAUAGAGACUCAAAGUGGACUUAUAAAUCUUGCAGUUGGACGAUCCAAACUGGAGAAUUCCAAGCGUUAAAAGUUAUAUUUACAGAAUUCUCUUUCCCCAGUUCUACACCACCUUGUACGGACUCUUCAUCCCAGGCUCUACGACUCAAGGUUUACGAUGGGCUAUCAAGAGAUUCCAACUUAAUCGGUGUCUAUUGUGGAAACACUGAACCUCCAAAAUUAAUCAUUUCUUCCCGAAACUCUUUAAGGUUUGAUGUCGAAGGUCAUCUUCCCUCGUCAGCUUCUCUAAACUUAAAUUGGAUGUCCAUAGAGCGAAAAUGCGGUUAUGACGUACAGGUUAAGGGACGCGGUAACAUCAUUUCACCCAAAUUCCCGGGAUACUAUCCGAAAAAUUCCCAGUGCGAAUGGUCUUUAUCCGCUCCGCCUGGUAAAAGAUUAAAAUUAGUUUUUCAUCUCUUAGACAUCGGAAAAGACGUCAAAUGUGGUGACUCUUAUGUAGCAAUAUCUGUUGAUGAAUUUGAAAGCAUGUAUAAGUUUUGUGGUACUUCAACGCCUGAAGAUAUGGUCACCCCGGCAAAUUCUGCCGAAAUCGUGUUCAGGUCAGACAACACUAGUGUGGGCAAGGGUUUCAAGUUGGAGUACAGUGAAAUUGAAGGAUAUCCUGGCUGCGGUGGUAUAUUGACAGAUCGUUCCGGCAGUAUAUCCCUUCCAGGUUUACAACCAUCUUUCGAGUUCAUUUUACAGUGCGAAUGGAAAAUUCAAGUGCCGCCGUAUGAAAAGAUCAAGAUACAAUUCAAUGAUCUAAAGCUCGUUCUGACUUGCCUCUUCGAAGAAAUAAAGAUAUAUGACGGCCCGAGUAAAAAAUCAAAACUUAUCGAUCGAGUGUGUGAAAAUGAAGUCCCUCCACCUUUCAUGUCCACGUCCAACAUACUCACAGUAGUUUACACCUUCGAGAAUCUUCAUUUUAACAAAACCGGCUUAUUUCAAAUUUCAUACACCACGGUAUGCGAAAAGACUUUAACGGAAGAAUCUGGAGUCAUUCAGUCACCAAACUAUCCAAAACCAUACCCGUCGGAUAUUAACUGCGUCUACAGCAUUUCACGUCCGGCAAUGACGUCCAUAAUUCUUUCGAUUAUAGACGUAGACAUGCAGCUCAAUGAAGCUUGCGAUUUAGAGUCACUGACGAUUUACGACGGAAAUUCGGUCGAAUUCCCAGUCCUUGGAAAAUUUUGCGGAAAUAGGAGUACAGAAACGUUGACGUCAACGUACAACAUGAUUUAUCUCAAAUUCUCAACCAAUAACGAUUUUUCUCGUGGAAGAGGAUUUUACAUCAAUUAUACGACGGUUCAAACUAAUUGUGGUGGUAUAUUUUCCAAAUCGGUAGGAUAUAUCAACAAUGACAAUUUCCUUAAUGUGAAAGAAUGCACCUGGUUCAUAAUAGCAAAGCCUGGUCAUGUUAUUCACCUGGAUUGGCAGGAUUAUUUGCUACAGAGAACGGAUUGUUCGAAACGAUAUUUAAUUUUAUAUACCAAUGUAACUCAAGUGACAAAUAAUCCUCAAUUGGGGGAAAAAUAUUGCAGACACUCUCCUCCUUCGCUCACGUCCACAUCAAAUACGAUAAUUAUCAAAACAUAUUCGUUGGGAUCAGAUAUUUUUAAGUUCAAACUUCUCUACUCAAUAGAAAAGGACACAACUUGCGUUAGACGUCUUUCGGCUACGACAGGUACGAUCACAAGUCCAAAUUACCCUAAGACAUAUCCUCCCUUUUUAAACUGCGAGUGGAAAAUCACUGUGAAGAGCGGAAAACAAAUCAGACUAAUCAUAAAAGAAUUUUAUCUUGACGACAGCUUCAAUUGCGAAGAAGAUUACUUAGAAAUUAGGAACGGUGAAACUGCAACGUCUCCUUUAAUCGGUCGUUUCUGCAAAAUGAUACCAAAGGAAAUGACUUCACACUACAAUCAGCUAUACUUGAAGUUCGUGACAAAUUACAUAAGUUAUUCUAAGGGCUUCGUGAUUUCGUGGGAUGGAGCUUCCAACGGUUGUGGCGGAGUGAUGGACGCUUUGUCUGGAAGUAUCGUCUCACCGAAUUAUCCUUAUUCGUAUGGACACAAUGCAGAUUGUUAUUGGAAGAUCGUUGUGCCGGUCGGAAACAAAAUCCAGUUGACCAUUGUCGAUAUCGACCUAGAACCACGAGAAAAUUGUUUAGACUUUCUGGAAAUAUUCGAUGGGAAAAACAAAUUUGCCAAAUCCUUCGGUCGGUUUUGCACCAAAGCUCACCUUCAGACUUUCACGUCUACGAGCAAUUUCUUGUUCUUGAAAUUCUUCUCCGACCAUUAUUUACAAGGAAACGGCUUCCAUGUCACCUAUUCCACGGUUUGCAAUACUGUACUAAAGGGACACAGAGGAUCAAUCGAAUCUCCAGGUUUUCAUUCACUUGGAUAUUUUUAUGAAUGCCAAUGGAUUAUAGAUGCCCCCUUAGGAAAUCGAAUCCAAAUUGCUAUCUCACAUUUUACUAUGAACAACUUCCUGCGAGGCGAUAACUGUUCGGACAAUUAUCUACAGAUACAAGAGAGGGACGAAAAUGGGAAAAUCACAACUUUGUUGGAUAAACGUUGUAGGAGUGAAACAAUUCCAGAAAUUACAUCGAACCAGACUCGAGUAUUAAUUAAUUAUAAAACUACACUUUUCACAUCAGAAAACGGUUUUCGACUCGACUGGGAAGUUGUCGGCUGCGGAGGCGUCUUCAAGGACAAGAUGGAGGGUGAAUUUUCUUCACCUGGUUACCCAAAUAAAUACAACAAUUCAAUGGAAUGUGAAUGGCAUAUUUCAGUGCCCUUAAAAAACAAUAUUCAGUUGCAGAUUUAUGAUAUCCAAUUAGAAACCACUUUCGAUUGUGAAAAUGAUCAUUUGACAAUUUAUGGCGGGAAAGAUGAUUCAGCUCCGAAAUUAGCGACGUUGUGUCACCCCGCACCUGGAAAUACACCUUAUCUUGUUACCACGACCGGCAAUAAUGCUUUUGUGAGAUUCGUUAGUGAUUUCUCAAAAACAGCCAAAGGCUUCCUAGCAUCGUUUGCGGUUUUUCCUGAUGGAUGUGGAGGAGAAUUCUCCGGGUACAAGGGAAUUGUACAAUCACAAAAUUACCCUCAAAAUUAUGAUCCUAAAAGUGAUUGCGAAUACGUAAUUCGUAUCGACAAUGGGCUGAAAAUCAAUCUUACUUUCACUGACUUUAACAUUAAAUCCAAUGAAAAUUGCGCAGAUGCUUACGUUGAACUUUAUGACGAGGAAUACGAACCACUAGGAAAGUUCUGUGGAAGUCAAAUACCACCGUCGACAAUCUUCCCGUCCAAUCUUGCCUAUAUAAGGCUUAAAAGCGAUGGUCAAUUAUCUUCAAAAGGCUUCUCAGCUAAUUAUGAUACUAUUUGUGGUAAAACAAUAGAAUUAAAAGACAUGUAUUCACAAACCCUGGAAUCCGAUUUUCUUCUUACCAAUUCCUUUAUGCAAUCAGUAUCAAACUGCACAUGGACAAUCGUAUCUUAUGAUCCCAGCAAGCAUGUGACACUGUUGUUUUCAUCUCUUCAACUGGACCCGUAUGAAAACUCAAAAUCCAAAGCAUACAUCGCUGUGUAUGCUGGUUAUAAUACAUCCGUUACACCAUUCAGGAACAUAACUGGAAACAAGAUACCUCCAUCAAUAAAAGUUCCGGGUCCCGUAGCGACAAUCAUCUACCACCAGAAGUAUGGAACAUCGUUCGGUUUGGAUUAUACUCUCACCGAAAAUGCAUGUGGAAUAUAUAUGCAUGCAGAAGAAGGUAGAAUAACGUCACCGAAUUAUCCUGAUAAUUAUCCACCCAAUACUGAAUGUGUCUGGACUAUAUAUCUCUCUCCAGGAAACAGAGUUUUUCUUUAUUUCACCGAGUUUGAUAUUAGACAUACCGAACACUGCAACGAAGACUUCUUGGAAAUCCGAGAAGCCCGCAGCAAUAAGUUAGUCGGUGUUUUCUGCAAUGACACUUUACCAGAAACAAUCGAGUCGAACGUAACACUCUGGAUCAUCUUCAAAAGCUCAGAAAGCGGGGUUGGCAAAGGGUUCGUGCUAGAUUUUGAAUUAAAGAUUGGAGGAACGUUCAAAGGCCCUGCUGGGACAAUUUCAAGCCCUGACUAUCCCGCAUUGCACGGUUUAACAAGUAAAGUUUACACUUGGCUAAUUUCAGCUUCUCCAGGAUCGUUACUUCGCAUAACGAUUGAAGAUUAUGACAUAAUAACUUCUUAUGAUGAUGACUGUGAAGAAAACGGCGGUCUACAGAUUUAUGAUGGCUAUACCAGUGAAACAGAAAUUUGGAAAGCUAUUUGUCAAGUCGAAUCUCCAUUUACUUCUAGAAAUAGCGCCGUUUUCAUACAAAUGAGAAAUAUAUCACCUAGCAAGUUCCUCAUUUCUUGGGAAGAAAUCGGAAAUACUUCAUUAAGCGAUAAUGCUUGCAAUUCGACUAUAUUCAUAAGUGGACACCAAGGAGGAAACAGCAGUUACAAUCUGUCCAGUCCAGGCUUUCCAGACCGAUACUCCACCGACCUUCAUUGCACAUGGUUCAUAAAAACCGACAUUGAGAAUCACGUUGUUAUUGACUUCAAACUUGUUGACUUACAUAAUUUCUAUGAAUGCUAUGACAAUAUUAAAGUCUACGAUCUGGACAGAAAUAAACCACCAAAGACCAUUUGCAGACACACAGACACUAAAACUAUCACUGGUGGGCGUACGCUUAAAGUAACAUUUGACUCUUCUGAAAUGACAGGUGGAAUAGGGUUUUUAGCUACAGUGAGAGUUGAAUGCGGAGGCAGUAUAAGCGAACCGGACGGAAUUAUAAAACUGCCCGCUGUGCGAAACGCCUCUCUGGAUUGUCAGUGGAUCAUAAACGCCAAACCGGGUCAAAAAGUGAAAAUAGAAUUCAGAAAAUUUGAAUUCCCCGCAUCUAAUUCUUGCAUUAGUUCUUAUGUUAUGUUGAGAAAUGGUAAAUAUCCUGAAUCUCCAUAUCUUGGACUGGGCAAGUACUGCGGGAAAACGAAACCUCCUGAGUUGCAAUCGUCCGGAAACAGGGUUUUCAUACGUUUCAAGCAGGAAUCAAAUGAGGAGAUUGAGAUAUUUUAUCAAGCGAUUUCCCCGAAUUGUAAACAGAAACUUUAUCUGUCACGCCAAGAUGUGCAGUCUAUUAACAUCAGCACUCCAAAUUAUCCUUCCCUGGUGCCUCCCCAUUCUAUAUGCUCUUGGGUCAUUAUUACCAAUGCCGACGACAGUCUUCAUUUUCAAUUAUCUACCAAAUUGUUAUUUCCAACUGACAAUCAAUGUGAAAAACAUUAUUUGGAAGUUCGCGAAGGAAGUUCUGAACGAGGGCAUUUAAUCCAUAAAUUUUGCAGUCAUUCGGCUUCCUUUUUCAACACAGAAGGAAACGCUUUGUUUGUCAAAUAUUUCGCCGAUAUUCCGGAUUCUACAGUCGGUUUUAGUGCCACGGUUUCUUUGUCCAAAUGCGGUGGGACCAUAAUUGAUCAUGACAUGACAAUUACAUCUCCUCGUUUCCCAAAAAGUUACGAACCCGAUACAAAGUGCGAGUGGAUUUUUCGUAAUCGUGAAUAUGGAGGUUUUCAAGUUUACUUCGACCAAUUUAAAAUAGCAAAUAAACAGGAGGAGUGCAAUAACAGCACUUCACAUGACAUUUUAAGCAUUACGGAAAUCGAUACAGGGAAACAGACGUUUUUCUGUAAUGCCUACUUCGAUAAGUACAGUGCCUUUUUUUCCGAGUCGCCAGAAAUCAAAAUAGUUUUUACUACACAAAAGAAUACGUAUGCACUCGAGGAUUUGGGAUUUUCUUUGUCUGUAUAUAGGAAACAAGCCACUAUAGGGGAGAGGAAGAAUGAAAUAACGAGCCCUGGUUAUCCAAAUGGUAUCACUACUAUUUCCGGCCAUCAUGAUAUUUGGAUUUAUUACGAUAACAGAAUAACUUUGAUGAUUAUUGAUUUUGAUUGGCCCUUUUCUAAUUCAACGGAAAAUUACGUUUAUUUUUACAAUGAGAAAAACAUUUUAAUUACUAAAUUGAACGGAUUUCAACCAAAUGGGACGAUAGUGGAAACUACUAGUGGUUCCAUGAAAGUAGUUUUUCGCUGUAAUGAAUGUGAGGGUCAUCGUGGUUUUAAAGCGUCAAUCAUUUAUACAAAUCCGGCAAAAUGCGGUGGAAGAUUAAACGGUCUUAACGGGUCGAUGGCGUUUUCAUAUCCUAAUUUGCAUUCAUUCUUUUGUAAUUGGAAUUUACAAAUUGCUGAGAAUAUGACUUACAGCGUCAACAUUGCUGGGAAUCUUGUGAAAACUUACGAUCAAUGCGAACAGGACACGCCAACAUUUGACUUGACUACGGAAGACCAGAAAUUCUGCAGAAGUAAGGAACAUCAUAAUUACACCUUUUAUUUCACUACCGGUGAUGUUCAUAUACAGGCUUUUGGAAGUCAACCCAGUGCAGAUCAAAGCUUAAAUUUCACGCUGAAUUGGACUUCGUAUGCAUGCGGUGGUCUUAUUACUUCAUCGAAUAUCCUGCUCAGUCCGGGUUUUCCAAAUAAUUACAAACCUAAUAUAGACUGCCUGUGGAAGUUCGAAAUAAACGACUGGAACCCUUUGAAAAUUAGAUUUAAUAAUUUUACUUUAGAGGACGACUGUGAUCAUGACUAUCUUGAAAUUACAAAAGGUCAAGAUUACUCGAGGGUUUUGGUGGGUAGAGAAAAAUACUGUGGAUCAAUUGUCCCAGCCGAUUUGAUAGCAGGCAUGCAAUUCGUUCUUUUCCAUUUGCACACUGAUUCCAAAAACGAGUUUCAAGGAUUUAAUAUCUCCCUUGUCACGCUUCCUCAAUAUUGUGGAAGUUUUGAAAGUGGGUAUAACGGGGUUAUAAAUUCCGAAAAUUACCCGAACCAGUAUAAAAAUGAUGCAGAAUGCGAAUUCGUCAUCCAUGUUCAAGAUGGUUACCAUAUUGGAAUUAAAUUCUCCGAGAGGAUCCAAAUUGAGAAAAGUGACAAUUGCACCAACGAUUAUCUUGAAUUUUUUGACAGAGUUGCUGGAACAUGGAUCUCCAUUGCUAAAAUAUGUGGAAGAGAAUCAGUUCCCCCUUUGAAUUCAACAUCUAACCAAAUGAAAAUUUUGUUUAGAACUAAUCACAAUGUUACUGGAGCAGGAUUUAGGCUGUACUGGAACACCAAUUGCGGUGGGGUUUUUGAGGCGAGUAAAACCCCAAAAUAUAUCAAUUCUCCCGGGUAUCCUAUUAAAUACGCAGGACCGUUUGUUUGCAACUACACUAUAGUAGCUGAAACGGAAAUUAUAAAAGGCCAUUUUCUCGAUUUUAAACUUCAAGAAGAAACGCAGUCAAUAUGUGACUCUGAUUACAUAGAAAUUAUCAGUUGGACAUACAACCGGAACAGUUUUACUAGGACUGUGAGUAAAAAGUAUUGCGGUACAAAACCCCCAGAAGAAAUCGAAUCCAUUCGUUCAAUCACAAUAAUGUUUGUCGUCGACCGAAAUAACGAUUUUACAGGCUUUCAGUUAGAGUAUUUCGUUGAUGAAUGUGGUGGUAAAGUGGAUGAACCGACGGAAAUAACAUUUAGCAUCCCACCAACUCCGGAUACGAGAACCUGCACGUGGUUUGUUACCGCGCCUAAAAACCGAAUAGUCCAAAUAAGCGUACGGAUCUUACGUACUAUCUGUUUGCGUCAAAAAUUUCAACUUUUCAACAGUACUCUUGCGUUUAAUAAGAAAGAUCCUGUCAAAAGUUUGUGUGGAUACACAAGUAGAAAGUAUCAUCCUAUCAGCAUGAAAACUAAUGAAGCUGUAAUAUAUUUUUUCUCGAUGUUCUCGGUCAGUGGAAACAGUUUUUCAAUUGAUGUUUUCUUUAGCUAUGAAUGUGGAGGAACAAUCACACUUAACAAAAAUGAAACGGUUUCUUUUGCAAUACCUAAAGACGAUCGUGCCGCUUUUGCCUGUUUGUGGGAAGUGAUCGCGCCUGAAGAUAAAACGAUAAUCAUAAAAUUCACGGACGUCACAAUGCCAACACCUUGUUCGAUUAAUUUACAUGUAAACGAUGGCGGACCUGAUGAUGAUGAUAUUUAUAUGGACUGUCUGGAGAAUGAGUUGCAAAUCUCGUCGACAGAGAGUAGGAUCACAUUCGAGGCAUUUUCACACGACCCGUUGUCAAACGUGUCAUUCAAUGUACAUCUACAACUUUACACUUCUCCUUGUGGAAAGCGUGUAUUGGAGGUGACGAACGAUAUCAAAGUUCUGACUUCGCCCAACUAUCCCGGACAUUAUCCUCCAGGUUUAAAUUGUGUCUGGUUGUUGGAAAGUAACUCGCCAUUCAUGGUUUUACAUUUUGAAGAUGUGGACAUUUUUGACAACAAGUGCAUGGAUUACCUAAACGUUGAUGACGUUCGACAAGGCUUCAAUAGACCAAUGGAAUUUAUCGGUAUUUCUAUGUACCUCCAAUCAAAAGCGCCUGAUGGAUUCAGAAUUUGUAAGAACAUGUCCAGCUUUGAUUACUACCCUAAUGAACGUACAGUAACUGUCAAGUUCAUAAGUGGCCAGCAAGUGUCGAAUCACCAUGGUUUUAAACUUACUUAUACAGCCCAGUCAUGUACCCGCAACUAUACAAACAAUUAUGGGUCUGUUAACCUGCGCACUGUAUCAAAAUGCCAUCUGGUAAUUCAGCCGAAGGAACCAAAUCGUACUAUUUCAAUAUAUAUCAACUUGGUCCAAUUUUCAUUUAAGGGUGACUGUGCUUUGAAUGCGUUAAAGAUAUACGAUGGACUCGAGCUAUCAAACGAAAAGAUAUUAACAGAAAGGUGCAAUGAUGCAUUGCUAGAUCCAGUAUUUUCAACGGGCCCGGUUGUCACGAUAGAAUUCAAUGUGAAUGAACCUGGUGGAAUUUUGGAGUUCAUAUACACAACUACAGACAAAGGUCGUGGCUGUGGAGGGACACUUAUGGGAUUACAAGGAGUUUUUACAAGUCCACUCUAUCCCAACACUUACCGCGAGAAUAGAACUUGCGUAUGGAAUAUUGAAACUCAUGACAAAUACAAAAUAGUUUUAGAAUUCAAAGAAUUGGACAUGGGUAGUCGUGAAACCUGCAGUAGCAAUUAUGUCGAGGUGUACAAUGUUGCAAACUCGGGUGACAGGAAAAAAAUUCGAACAUUCUGUGGAGAGGACCAGCCAGCUAUUAUUUGGGGAUCCAGUAAGAGAAUGGAGGUGGUCUUCAGGACAACAUAUCAAAACGAGGGCCAGGGAUUCAAUGCUUUCUAUAGAUCUGAAAAGGAAAUGCCUUUCAGUAGAGCGACCGUAGACCAAAGUUAAAUUGAAAUUAAUAUCAUUAAUAAUAUUAUUAAAUAAAGGUUAAUUUGUGAAAAAUUGUACAUAU
Cimex lectularius (bed bug) is the source of this 11090-nucleotide messenger RNA. RefSeq names its product cubilin-like. Gene Ontology annotation, molecular function: calcium ion binding. The transcript has 66 exons. The record is from RefSeq and is a predicted model, not a curated record. Lineage: Eukaryota; Metazoa; Arthropoda; Insecta; Hemiptera; Cimicidae. Bases 74 to 11026 code for a protein of 3650 amino acids.